UAUAAACACGCGUCGCGGCCGCGAAAACUUUCAGUGUUCCGUAAGCCGCCGUUCCAGCGACCACCGCGUCUGCCCAUACGUAAACUCCCGUCAAACUAUCGUUUCAGUACGCAGACGAGUACUUGAUUGAUGAAGUUUGACCAGAGUUUUUUUUUCUUUUAAAAAUAUACACAAAAAAUUCGCGCACAAAGCAUUUACCGCCCUGUAACGCCUUAUCUUAAUUUUAUCUGAUAAAAGACUGAUAAAAGAUAUUCCAGUUCGAAUUUAUUAGUCUCACCUGAUCUGUAGUAAUGUCGGGUAUUAAGAUGCAUGUUUUAGUGAUUAUUUUGUGUUCUUUGAAGUACGUCUACACUGCCCCCAGUAAUAGCAACGCAUUGUUAUACCUUUCUCAAUAUGGAUAUUUGUCACCAUCGAGGGGGAAUUCUAGUCAACUUUUAGACGAAAGAAGUUAUAAGAAAGCCAUAGAAGAUUUCCAAGCAUUUGCUGGAUUAGAUGUUACGGGUGAAUUAGAUGAAAAAACGAAAACUACCAUGACGCUGCCCAGAUGCGGUGUUAAAGACAAAGUUGGAACCGGUGAUAAUAGAUCUAAGAGAUACGCACUACAAGGCAGUAGAUGGAAAGUGAAAAACCUAACCUACAAAAUCUCGAAAUAUCCAAGUAAGUUAAAACGCGCAGACGUAGACCAGGAAGUCCAGAGAGCUUUCGAUGUUUGGACUAAAUACACCGAUCUAUCCUUUACUCAAAAAAGCGGACAGGUCCACAUAGAAAUACGAUUCGAGUACGGCGAACACGGUGACGGAGAUCCUUUCGAUGGUCCUGGUGGAACCUUGGCGCAUGCCUACUUCCCUGUUUUCGGAGGUGAUGCCCACUUUGACGCUUCAGAAGCCUGGUCGAUAAAAAGCUAUAGAGGCACGAAUCUUUUCCAAGUAGCAGCUCACGAAUUCGGUCAUUCUCUAGGUCUCAGUCACUCAGACGUCAGAGAGGCGCUCAUGGCUCCUUUCUACAGAGGCUACGAUCCAAUAUUCAAUCUAGACACCGACGAUAUCGAAGGAAUCCAAGCUCUAUACGGCAAGAAGACAACUCCACAAGCUGAUAACGAUGAUGAUCAAUAUGGAGAUUUUGAUGAAAGUCACAAAGUUGGUAGCAAAACUCCACCGGCAAGUGGUGGGAGAACCGACCAAAGUUUGUGUCUAGAUUCUUCGUUCGAUACCAUCUUCAAUUCUGCAGAAGGUUAUACUUACGUGUUCAAAGGGGAUAAGUAUUGGAGAUUGACAGACGACAGUGUUGCUCCAGGAUAUCCUAAACUUAUUUCUGACAGUUGGAUUGGAUUGCCGGGAAAUAUAGACGCUGCUUUCACUUAUAAAAAUGGAAAGACGUAUUUCUUCAAAGGAUCUAAAUAUUGGAGGUAUAAGGGUAAAAAAGCCGACGGAGUCUAUCCGAAAGACAUUUCAGAAGGUUUUACGGGAGUGCCAGACGAUUUAGACACGGCAAUGGUUUGGAGUGGAAACGGCAAGCUCUAUUUCUUCAAAGGUAGUAAAUUCUGGCGAUUCGAUCCAUCUCAAAGGCCCCCAGUCAAGAGUACCUACCCCAAACCGAUUUCAAACUGGGACGGAGUUCCAGACAAUCUCAACGCUGCCUUCCAGUGGACCAAUGGAUAUACAUAUUUUUAUAAAGAUAAUGCUUACUAUAGGUUUAACGACAGAGCUUUCGCAGUUGACGUAACAAGCCCGGCGUUCCCAAGAUCAACGGCGUACUGGUGGUUCGGGUGCAAAGACGCACCGGCGGGUACCAUCGGAUCUAGUGAGUUGCGAGGAACCUUAGUUGGUGAAGAGAGCUCAAAUUCGCAAUUUGCCGAUGCGGCUAACGAUACUGAUACAGGUGUACACCACGACAUGCCCGAUUUAACACCUCAGGAAUUUUCUGGCGGCAACGGCAACAGUUCCGCAAGUCGACUAGCAGCGACAUCUGUAGUUCUGACGAUACUAGUGGCAUCAACGAGGGCGUUGUUAACUAGUGUUUUAUAGAAUCGACGAAGCGAAUUUUUCGUUUUAUAAACGAAAACCGCUUUGACUGACUUUUGAAAAAAUUGUGAUUUACUUUUUUUUUUUAGUUUUUUAAGUUUAUAAGUUUUAAUAUUACCUCGUUAAUCAAUUCGUGAAGCCAAAUAAUAAUGAUAGGUUUGUGAAUUGUUUUCCAUGCCAGAACUUUUCCAAUUUAAGAAUUUUUCGUGGAAUGGAUUCAAUGCAUUUUAGCUACAACUCGGUGUCUUUUUAAAGUGAAAUUAUCAUUAGUAAUCCCAGUGAUCAUUGUUGGGUAAAAAGGGUGACUGACAGCCUUUAUGCACCUACCCAAUAAAAUAUUUAUAACAAAGUCUUAAUCUAUGUACUCCAUUCUCACAGUUUUUGCCGUUUUUAAUAAAAAAUCAUUCAUUUUUAUUCGUUUUUUUUUCUUGAAAACUGUUGAGAUUUGUGAUCGUAUUAGAUAAGACUUUUUUGUUAUGUUUAUUGUCAGCUGUAACUCACUAAAAUUUGUUCAAAGACUGUUCAAUUUAUUUUCCGGAAGUCAAAUAAAAAUUCCUAUACUUUUAAAUCAAUAAGUAACAUUUGAAACUUCCAUUAAAACAAAUAGUUGAUAUACACAAUGUUGUGUAUUCAAUAAUUGACAGUUUAAAAUAAUCGAGCAAUAACACAGGCUCCUGUGCCGCUAAAACUACAUGAUAUGACUGUUGACUUAUGUCAUCAGUCAUUGAAUGUAUACAACUUAGACUAUCUACUAACUAGACCUACAAUCAAGAGGUUUUGUUUCUAUAUUUCUAAACAUAAAGGCAAUGAUAAUUAUAUUAUUUUUAAACACAUUGUUUACUUUCUACGCCGUAGCUAUGAUGCAUAAACCAUUUUUUUAAAAUCUGGUCUAAAAAGUAUUAAAAUCAUAAAUGUAGACACUAUUUUUAUUUUAGGAAAAUUGAUUUUCUUCUAAAAAUAAAUUAUUUUAUGUUCAAAUGUUCAUUGUCAAACAUACAUAUUAUAAUAAUAAAAAAAGUGAAAUUAAUAUCUGGGCUAUCAUCUUA
Psylliodes chrysocephalus is the source of this 3067-nucleotide messenger RNA. The record is from the annotation of a GenBank genome assembly. Lineage: Eukaryota; Metazoa; Arthropoda; Insecta; Coleoptera; Chrysomelidae.